Stereum hirsutum FP-91666 SS1 is the source of this 483-nucleotide messenger RNA. RefSeq lists its product as uncharacterized. The transcript is spliced from 3 exons. The record is from RefSeq and is a predicted model, not a curated record. The coding region runs from base 64 to 378 and encodes 104 amino acids. Lineage: Eukaryota; Fungi; Basidiomycota; Agaricomycetes; Russulales; Stereaceae.
AUCUACUUAAUAACGACCACUCCCACUCAAACCCCUCACCACACUUAACCUUCUAUAAUCAUCAUGCGUUUCUCUAUCGCCCUCCUCACCGUCGUGGCUUCUGCCCUCGCCGUCUUUGCUUCUCCUGCUGCUGAGACUUCUGAGGGAGCCAUCUACAAGCGAGGUGGCCCAGAAAUCUGUACCGCCAACCUCGACGGGUCCGGCGAGACCGACGAGCAAGUCACCAAGGACUGCUGCGCCGCCGUCAACCAGCAGGCGUACUUCAACGAGGCGGAGAAGGAAUGCCAGCCUUACGGCGGGCACUUCGGUAACAGCGUCGACACUGGCGCGAUGGUGCAGUGCUGCUCGAGCAGGGGACGUGGAAGCAAGGCUGUCUAAGUUUUGGAUAAUACGAGCGUGAAGAGCAUGUGAGGAGGAGGAGGAGGAGGGAGGAGGAUGACGAAUGUAUACUUAUUCACGUUCUUCACGGACUAUCGGUUAUUU